Juglans regia (Persian walnut) is the source of this 2807-nucleotide messenger RNA. Its product is annotated as probable inactive receptor kinase At5g58300. Gene Ontology annotation, molecular function: protein binding; protein kinase activity; ATP binding. The transcript is spliced from 3 exons. Lineage: Eukaryota; Viridiplantae; Streptophyta; Magnoliopsida; Fagales; Juglandaceae. The coding region runs from base 646 to 2559 and encodes 637 amino acids. The record is from RefSeq and is a predicted model, not a curated record. Gene Ontology annotation, biological process: protein phosphorylation.
GGUUGAGAUCUGUGGGCAUGUGAGGGCAGAGAAGACAAGGGAUGGGGAUGGAGGUGUUGGUUGGGGUUCGUAAAUGACGCAGCUUUGGACGGCGAAGUAGUAGUAGUAGUACUAAUGGUGGUUGGAAAGAAUAGGGGGGAGAGUGGUAGAGACUAUUCAUUUAUUAUGGAAUGGAAUCCCAAGCUAAACAAGAAUACAUCAUCGAGAUGCUCAGUGCGUUUGCGUGACGACGAAGCUUCCAUAUUUAAGGAGUAAGCACAGUCCUAACCGUUGAAUCUCUGCUACCCAAUCUUGGUACAACCACCACUACUGCUACUCUCCGUACUACUUUUACUCCAGCGUCUUCCUCAAGAUUUUCCGUUAAAGCCUGCAGCCUCCCCCUACUAAACCAUACUCACUAUCUCUCUCUCUCUCUCUCUCUGUCGGUUCCAUGUGGUCGUUGAGCUCUGCAUUUUUGCUUUCUGGGAGCCUCGGUUUCAGAUCAACCUACCUACAGCUCAUGGACGCUAAUUCGCUCUCGAAUGCAUAAUAAUUCAAGGGAAAAUAAUCAUGAUCAAUGUUCUGAAGGCUUUCUUAUUGUGCCAGGGGAAGAAGAAGAAUUGCUAGUCAGAGUCACCUCUUUAGACCUCCCAUCAAAUACCACCUAUGAAACUGCAACCCAUUUUUGCAACAUUACCGUUCCUCCUGCUUCUUUCUUUUCUCCCCUUAAAUUUAGCCGACCUAAAUUCAGACAAACAAGCCCUACUUGACUUUGCCUUGAUUGUUCCUCAUGGCCGCAAAGUCAACUGGAGUCCUGCUACCUCAGUCUGUACUUCUUGGGUUGGCAUAACUUGCAGUACCCUGAAUGGCUCCCGGGUGGUUGCUGUUCGGCUCCCCGGUGUUGGACUUUAUGGUCCAAUUCCUGUCAACACCCUUGGGAGAUUGGAUGCCCUCGCUAUCCUCAGUCUUCGAUCAAACCGCCUCAGUGGGAAUAUUCCAACUGACGUACUUUCCCUUCAUUCCCUCCAUUCCCUCCACCUUCAAGACAAUAACUUCUCGGGUAAUAUUCCUUCUUCUUUCUCUUCUCAGCUCAUCUUUCUUGAUCUCUCCUUCAACUCCUUCACAGGAAACAUCCCACCAAGUAUUAACAACUUAAAACAUCUCACUAGCCUGAACCUCCAGAACAACUCCCUGACUGGAUCAAUUCCUUAUCUCAACCUCCCAGGGCUUAAGCAUUUCAAUUUGAGCUACAACCACCUAAAUGGUUCGAUUCCUAUAGCCCUACAGAAGUUCCCCGCAUCCUCCUUUGCAGGGAAUUUGAUGUUAUGCGGACCACCACUUAACCAAUGUUCUUCAAUUCCCCCCGCACCUUCCCCUUCUCCCACUCAUUUACCACCCCCGCCAAAAGUCCCCCCAAAACCAAGUGGUGGUUCCAGAAAGGAGCUGAGUACAGGAACUAUCAUUGCCAUUUCCAUUGGGGGUUCUGCAGUGCUGUUUCUUUUAGUUCUAAUGAUAGUGAUCUGCUGUUUAAAGAAAAAAGACCGUGAGAACAGCAGUGCAGUGAAAGGGAAGGGUGGAAGGAUUGAGAAGCCUAGGGACUUUGGGAGUGGAGUGCAAGACGCUGAGAAGAACAAGUUGGUUUUCUUUGAAGGCUGUUCUUAUAAUUUUGAUCUGGAGGACCUAUUGAGAGCUUCGGCUGAAGUUCUUGGGAAGGGGAAUUAUGGGACAACUUAUAAGGCUAUUUUGGACGAGGGAGGAACAACAGUAGUUGUGAAGAGGUUGAAAGAAGUGGUAGCGGGGAAAAGAGAGUUUGAACAACAAAUGGAAAUUGUGCAGAGGGUCGGUCAGCACCCAAAUAUUGUCCCUCUUCGUGCUUACUACUAUUCCAAGGAUGAAAAACUCCUGGUUUAUGACUACAUAACAACUGGCAGCUUUUCCGCAUUGUUGCAUGGAAACAGGGAAAGCAGACCAACUCCACUAGACUGGGAAUCGAGAGUAAAGAUUUGCCUUGGAACUGCAAGGGGGAUUGCCCAUAUCCAUUCUGCAGCUGGGGGAAAAUUUAUCCACGGCAACAUCAAGUCCUCCAAUGUCUUCCUCACACAAGACCUCCAUGGCUCUAUCUCAGAUUUUGGUUUGACAACUUUGAUGGUUUUGCCGGCUGUCCCACCUAGAAGUGCAGGUUAUCGAGCUCCUGAGACAAUUGAAUCUCGAAAAUGUACUCAAAGAUCUGAUGUAUACAGUUUUGGUGUACUCCUCCUCGAGAUGCUGACAGGUAAAGCACCAAUCCAAUCGCCGGGGCAGGAUGAGGUGGUUGAUCUUCCAAGGUGGGUUCAGUCCGUUGUUAGGGAGGAAUGGACUGCUGAGGUGUUUGAUGUAGAGCUAAGGAGGUACAAAGACACUGAAGAAGAGCUGGUGCAAAUGCUUCAAAUAGCAAUGGCCUGUGUGGCGAAGGUGCCAGACAUGAGACCAACAAUGGGUGAAGUUAUCAGGAUGAUUGAGGAAAUCAGGCGACCUGAUUCUGAGAGGCCAUCACCGUCACCCUCGGUGGGCAAGUCGGGCUCAAAUAAAGAAACGCCAUGAUUCCUCCGUCUAGCCCAUACCCAUAUUCUCAAGUUUCUGCCCUCGAGCUUGAGCUGCAGAAACUAUCCAUUUGGAGAACUUUUCUAACAGUGGAACAUUUCCAGUUGCGUCAUUCUUUUUAGGGUGUUAAAUGUAACAAAUUUAAAUUGUCUAGCACUUUCCCCCUCUCCUGAUUACUGUGACAAAAAUGUUUCCAGACGAUUGUGACCUCUUGACUGUUCUGUAUAUGUGCUGGUCCUUGCCAUUCA